UCUUCUCUUUCCGUCAAACGUCCAUCACGCACACACGUAAACUAGUAGCCAAAGUCUUUCAUAGCGUUCGUUCCUUCUGCAAAACACGCCAAACAAAAAGCCGUAGAAUUUGAAAGCAAUUUACAAGAUCUUGGACAUUUGAAAGGUCCAAAAGCAUUCGAAAAGAGGGCAAGUAGAUGGUUUGAGUAGACUUUCUUUGUCUUUUUGUGGCGGUGACGUGAUUCUUGGUAGCGGGUACCCUUAGGAAACCGACGUGCUGCGUCCAGUGUGUCGCCGCUGACGCGCAGUGCCUCUCGCCGCCACCACCAGAGCCGCCACCUGUCCGGCCGACCUCACGCCACACCGUUCCUCAUCUCCUGAGCGGCACCCAAGUCUUGAAGGGCCUGCAUCGAGAGCGUAUAGGCAGCAAGAGCAGCAGCAGAAAAAGAAGCAGCAGCAGUCUUAGUAGCAGAAGCGGCAGAAGUAACAGCAUCAGGAGGAGGCAGACAAUGGUGAUUCAGGUGGUAGGUGCCCUGGCGGCGGCGGUGAAGGUGAACUACUCCCGCACCCUCGUGGACAGCUACACCGCAUGGCUCCACUACCACUGCACCACCAUCUUCCUGCUGGUGGCAGGGGCGCUGGUCAUGGCCGGGGACUUCGUGGGGGACGGCAUGCAGUGUCUCCAUGACGGCGCGGACUCCCCGAAGCCCAUCAACACCUUCUGCUGGAUCACCUCAACAUUCACCAUCAACUCGACUGACACUUUAAAGGGACUUGGAACCUACAAUCCUGAGCUCCACGAAAAGACGGUUCACGCCUAUUACCAAUGGGUUCCGAUAGUUCUGGCCAUACAGGCCGGCUUGUUCUACCUGCCGCAUUACCUGUGGAAGACGAUAGAGGGGAAGCAGGUGGACCAUCUUCUGCAGGACCUCAACCGUUCGCUCUUCGAUGACGACGCCGACAAGAAGAUCAAGAACAUGGUCGAUUACUUGCGUGAGUCGUGGGGCCUCAACGUGAAGUACUAUCUGGGCCACUUCCUCUGCGAGUGUCUUUACCUGGUCAACGUCGUGAUGCAGAUGUUCCUCAUGGACAAAUUCUUCAGCGGCGCCUUCAUGUCCUACGGUACCAAGGUGUUCGAGCAGCUUCGUUCCACCGACGACCUGCACAGAAACUCCCGGAUGCUGGAGGUGUUCCCGCGGAUGGCCAAGUGUCUGUUCUACAGCUACGGGAUGACGGGGGAGAUCCAGACGGACGACGCCUUCUGUAUCCUGCCGCAGAACAUCAUCAAUGAGAAGAUCUACCUCUUCAUGUGGGUCUGGUUCAUCAUACUCACCAUCAUCACCUGCCUCCAAAUCUUGUGGCACGUGGCAGUCUACAGCAGCGUCGCCCUACGAACAAAACUCAUGGGCAUCCGCAUCCGUGCCACUGUGCCGGGUAGGAUGAAGCAGGCACUCAGACACAUGCACAUCGGGGACUUUUGCCUCCUGAACAGCAUCGGCAAGAACCUGGAGGUGAUGCACUUCAGGAAGCUGUUGGAGGGCGUGACCAAUGCGUCCGAGGAGGUGCUCGAGCCCUCCGCCCCCCUCGUCUACGGCACCUACAGGCCCUUCUCCAACAACUCUUCAGCUGCGGAUACGCUGCCGAGGAAACGUAACCUGUACCCGACCUUGAGUAUGGGGGAGUGAGGGACUACCUUGACUUAGGGAGGUGAUGGAUUGAUUACCUUGAUUUAGGAGGUUUUAGGGAUUUAGAGAGGAUGGAUUACCUUGAUUUAGGAGGUUUUAGGGAUUUAGAGAGGAUGGAUUACCUUGAUUUAGGAGGUUUUAGGGAUUUAGAGAGGAUGGGUUACCUUGAUUUAGGAGGUUUUAGGGAUUUAGAGAGGAUGGAUUACCUUGAUUUAGGAGGUUUUAGGGAUUUAGAGAGGAUGGAUUACCUUGAGUUAGGGAUGUUAAAGGAUGUAUUACAGGUGAUGGAUGGGUUACCUUGAUUUAGGAGGUCUUAGGGAUUUAGAGAGAAUGGAUUACCUUGAGUUAGAGACGAGUUACUUUGAGUUAGGGACAUAUAGGAUAGGAUACCUUUAAGUUAGGGAGGUAAGGGAUAGGUUACCUUGAUUUAGGGUGGGGAGGUGAUGGAUUACCUUGAAUUAGGAAGGUAAUGGAUAGGUUACAUUGAGUUAGGGACACAAGCGCGGCAUACGGCGGCUUAACUUGUGCUUGAGCUUAACAACGUGAAAGUUUUAUGAUCUUUGAGGUAUAACUUGCAUUCCAGCUUUAUUUUAACAGUGUGAAAAGGAUUAUUUACACACAAGCUUAAACUAGUAACGUGAGAGGUAGGUAGAUAGGUAGGUAGGUGGAUGGCUAGGUAGGUAGGUAGGUCUUUGGGGUGUAACUUGUACCUUCGUGUGUGUGUGUGUGUGUGUGCGUGUGUGUGUGUGUGUCCGCCCAUUCUUUAUUGUCCUCUGUCGUUUUCUUCCCUCUUCGUACUCAUUGUGGUGUCGAUUGGUGAUAGUGGAGUCCAAAGAGUAGUGAUAAUGGUGAGAUAGUGUGAUUAAUAAAGAAACCAUUAUCGAGGACGCCGUGUUAUCGCCGAGACAGGUGAUGACAGAAAAACGAUUAUAUAUUUCCAGAGUUAUCAAUUAAACUAUGGACCAAUAUCCGUCUGUCAUUGCCUCAUAUUCUCAAACUUAUAUCGGGGCACACCCACCCACAUGUGAUAAGACUUUCGUAGAGGUUGUGUUAGUAUUUCCAUUGAUAGUUUUAUGAGCCUAGCGGUAGUUUGACAAGGCUUCUGCUGCACCAUGAAUGUAGAAAAAAAUCACUCAUGAGAACUUAACCCGGUAGCAGCGACGGGCCAAAUUUGUGGCUUUACCGUGUACCAGCGACGGCCCAAAUUUUUGCUAUGAUAUAAACCCCAAAAAAUAGAUGAUGCAUAAACUGAUCACAAAUGCGUUGAUAUAUAUCAUGGAAUGGUUUGCGUGAGUGAUGAUUUUUUUCUCAUUUUUCUCGCCUUUAAGAAACAUGAUCCCAGCAGCUACCGGGCUAACUAAUCUGUUUUGUGACCUUUGUAAAUAUUUAUUGUUGAGAGCCGAAGGUGUCUGAGAAUGCAUGGCUUGUCACUAUACUUAACACUUUUUAUAUACGUGUUACUGUGAUAAAUGGACAAUGAAAACGAUAAACUGGAAGACUCAUCAUUCUAUAUUAUAACACACAAUUACAAAACAAUAAAUCAAAUGUACCGUUAA
Messenger RNA from Eriocheir sinensis (Chinese mitten crab), 3220 nucleotides. RefSeq names its product innexin shaking-B-like. The transcript has 8 exons. Gene Ontology annotation, cellular component: plasma membrane; gap junction. Lineage: Eukaryota; Metazoa; Arthropoda; Malacostraca; Decapoda; Varunidae. Gene Ontology annotation, biological process: phototransduction. Gene Ontology annotation, molecular function: gap junction channel activity. Bases 489 to 1664 code for a protein of 391 amino acids. The record is from RefSeq and is a predicted model, not a curated record.